AUGAAAGAUUUCUUAGACCGUAUAUCGAUUCCAUCCUUUGAUGCCGUAUCGUAUAUCAACAACCACGCGAACAAUGUGUCGGAGUUGCCGAAUAUCGCUAUCGCCGUUUCUGGAGGAGGAUACCGUGCAUUGACCAAUGGAGCAGGUGCCUUGAAGGCAUUUGACAGCCGAACCGAGAAUUCUACCAGCUCGGGACACCUUGGAGGACUGCUGCAAUCCUCCACAUACGUGUCAGGUCUCAGUGGUGGAAGUUGGCUGUUAGGAUCGGUCUAUCUCAACAACUUCACUACCAUCUCUGCGCUACAGACCCAUGGGAAAGGGGACGUUUGGCAGUUCAGUCGAUCGAUCCUCAAAGGACCAGAUGAUGGCGGCAUCAAGAUCCUUGACAGUGCUCAGUACUGGCGGGACCUCGUCCACAUGGUGGACGGCAAGAAAGAUGCCGGGUUCAACACAUCGCUGACCGAUUACUGGGGUCGUGCACUGUCCUACCAGUUCAUCAACGACACGGACGGGGGUGUGGAUUACACCUGGUCUUCGAUCGCUCAGACGGACGACUUCAAAGCUGGCAAGAUGCCCAUGCCGCUCGUUGUGGCUGAUGGCCGUGCUCCCGGCGAGCUGGUGGUGGGAAGCAACUCGACCGUCUAUGAGUUCAACCCGUGGGAAUUUGGUUCUUUCGAUCCCACCAUCUUUGGUUUCGCACCACUGGAGUACCUCGGCUCGCCAUUCGAAAACGGGGAACUCCCCCAGGGUGCAUCGUGUGUCCGGGGUUUUGACAACGCGGGAUUCGUGAUGGGCACGUCGUCUACCUUGUUCAAUCAAGGCUUGCUGCGGUUGAAUAAAACUGAUCUGCCAGAUGUCAUCAAGUCAGUCGCGGAACACAUUUUGGAAGACAUUGGAGAAGCCAACGAUGAUAUCGCCAUUUACUCACCUAAUCCAUUUUAUCGCUACCGCAACUCCACCGCCGCUUAUUCCAACGCUAACGACCUGGAUGUGGUCGACGGUGGCGAAGACCAGCAAAAUAUCCCCCUCCAUCCGUUAAUUCAACCACAGCGACAGGUGGACGUAAUUUUUGCCGUUGACUCGUCGGCCGACACGUCUUAUAACUGGCCUGAUGGACACUCGCUGGUGGCCACGUACGAACGCAGUCUCAACUCGACGGGCAUUGCCAACGGCACAGUCUUCCCAGCGGUCCCUGAUCGCCACACCUUCAUCAACCAGGGCUUGAACGAGCGUCCGACCUUCUUUGGCUGCGACGCGGCUAACCUCACCGGCCCGGCACCCCUGGUGGUGUAUCUCCCCAACUCGCCUUACAGCGCGUAUUCCAACACGUCCACCUUCCAGCUGAAAUACUCGGAUGAGGAGCGGGACUCGAUCAUCACGAAUGGGUACGAAGUGGUUACUAUGGGCAAUGCUACCGAGGAUAAGGACUGGCCGACGUGCGUAGGCUGUGCGAUUCUUUCGCGCUCGCUGAACCGGACGGGGACGGCGGUACCGGAGGCUUGUCAGACAUGUUUCCAGCGGUAUUGUUGGAAUGGAACCGUCGACAGUCGCGAUCCUGGGGACUAUGAGCCAUCGCUGUUGCUGUCGACGUCGACUUCGGGAUCUAGCAAGAUGUCAUCGUUGAACCGUACGGCAGCGGUGAUUGCAUUGGCAGCAGUUGUGUUUACAACGGUUUGA
Messenger RNA from Aspergillus chevalieri, 1677 nucleotides. Its product is annotated as lysophospholipase 1. NCBI's taxonomy places the organism in Eukaryota, Fungi, Ascomycota, Eurotiomycetes, Eurotiales, Aspergillaceae. The record is from RefSeq and is a predicted model, not a curated record. The transcript has a single exon. Gene Ontology annotation, cellular component: intracellular membrane-bounded organelle; cytosol. Gene Ontology annotation, biological process: glycerophospholipid catabolic process. Gene Ontology annotation, molecular function: A2-type glycerophospholipase activity. Bases 1 to 1677 code for a protein of 558 amino acids.